CGAAACACCACGGAGAUUUCCGGGAACCACACAACCCUCCUCUGCUCUCCCGACCCCCCUGCCGAUUUCAUCCCCAAUCCUGCGCGAGACGGCAGCAAUUCGACCCUGAGAUAAUCCUAACAAUCCUCGCAAGCAAUCCAAUCGGAGCAGCCUCGAGAGAGAGGCUAUCCGAUUCGAUCCGGUCUCGCGCGCGGAGGAGGAGGAGGGACCGAUGAAGAAGAUCUUCGGCGCCAAGAAGAGCCAGGACCCGCCGCCGUCCAUCCAGGACGCCACCGACCGGAUAUACAAGCGGGGGGACACGGUGGACGAGAAGAUCAAGAAGCUGGACGCGGAGCUGGCGCGCUACAAGGAGCAGAUCAAGAAGACCAGGCCGGGACCCGCGCAGGAGGCCGUCAAGGCGCGCGCCAUGAGGAUCCUCAAGCAGCGCAAGAUGUAUGAAGGUCAACGUGACAUGCUGUACAACCAAACUUAUAAUCUUGACCAAGUUGCUUUCGCAUCAGAGGGAAUUAAAGAUGCUCAACAAACUAUGACUGCAAUGAAGGCUGCCAAUAAAGAGCUGAAAGGGAUGAUGAAGACUGUCAGGAUUGAAGAUGUAGAUAGCAUGCAAGACGAGAUGAUGGAUCUUAUGGAUGUGAGCAAUGAAAUACAAGAAACUCUUGGCAGAAGCUACAAUGUCCCAGAUGACAUCGAUGAGGAGGAACUUAUGGGCGAGCUUGAUGCUUUGGAAGCCGAUAUGGACUUUGAAUCGAAUUCAGUCCCAUCGUACCUCCAACCAGACAAGGAGACUGAUCUUGAUUCUGAGCUUAACUUACCUGCUGCACCAAGUGGUCAUGCAGCAAUCCCGGCGAACCGGCAGCAGGAGGAUGAACUGGGACUGCCUACCGUGCCGCACGCAUCAAUUCGUACCUGAAUGAAAGUAACAAAAAAGCUAUGGUGUAGGUUUUGAUCUCGUUGUAAAUGGUCGGCACUUUGUUUAUGCAUGGACAAAUUCAUUGUAUCUUGCAUCAUAUACCACUGCAAUUUGUUGAACGAUGGAAUGUCUCUUUCCCUUUGUGCUGGAACAAUAGUGUGUGAUAAAGGGAGUGUUCUCUAUACGGUUGUACAUCCUGUUGUUAGUAUGUCUCUGCUGAGUUGAAUUGGUAUCUGAUUCUCUGAUAAUGAAGUUAUGGGACAUUGCUAGCUCU
This is a messenger RNA of Triticum aestivum (bread wheat), 1184 nucleotides long. Its product is annotated as vacuolar protein sorting-associated protein 60.1. Gene Ontology annotation, biological process: vesicle budding from membrane; late endosome to vacuole transport via multivesicular body sorting pathway. The transcript is spliced from 7 exons. Gene Ontology annotation, cellular component: multivesicular body. The coding region runs from base 212 to 910 and encodes 232 amino acids. Lineage: Eukaryota; Viridiplantae; Streptophyta; Magnoliopsida; Poales; Poaceae. The record is from RefSeq and is a predicted model, not a curated record.